Lates calcarifer (barramundi perch) is the source of this 2663-nucleotide messenger RNA. It is a transcript of the gene rspo4, whose product is annotated as R-spondin 4. The record is from RefSeq and is a predicted model, not a curated record. NCBI's taxonomy places the organism in Eukaryota, Metazoa, Chordata, Actinopteri, Centropomidae. Bases 537 to 1283 code for a protein of 248 amino acids. The transcript has 5 exons.
AGCUGGAAAUAUGGAACCACUUAGGCCCUGAGAGCUCACCCUAUAAAGGGUUAAAGAUGGCUACGGGAUAAGUGGAGCUCGUUUAUCGCAAAUUUGACAGUGGUAGUUAAAUGGUAAGUUUUCCCUCCAAAGCUGCCAGUCUGGGGAAGCAGACGAGGCUCUCUGCUCUCCUCACCUCCGGUGAUUCUGACUCUCUCAUGCUCUUCUAUUGCUGUUUGUGGUCGCCUGUCUCCUCACCGUAGCCCUAAAUCUUAUGCGUGAAACAGGACAAAGGAGAAGAGGAUUUUCUCUUCUGUCUCUCCUCUCUCACCUUAACACUGCUGUUUUUCAUCGCUGCUUUGGGCCUGCGAGAUUAUCUUCUCUACUUCAUCUCCAUCCAUCCCUUCAGCUUUUAAACCCCCAGUCUUUGCCCUAUUUUUCCCUUCUUGUCUCUUUUCUGUCCCUCGCUGUGGAACUAAAUCUUCAACCUGACACCCCUGGAGUCCUUUCAGAUGUCCGCAGCCUGGCGCUGAAGCGGGCGCUUGCCAGCAGCCCAGAUGCAUUUACGACUCUUUGCCAUUGUGAUAUCCUUGCUUUGUGAGGUGAUCAGGAUGGGGUCUGGUGUCAUGCAGAAGCAAAGUGCUCACAAAGACACAUCAGAGGACUGUCGGAGCUGUCUGGAGUGUUCCCGUGACAACGGCUGUGUGCGUUGCCCCGAGCGACUCUUCCUGUUCCUGCAGAGGGAGGGAAUCUCUCACCAUGGAACCUGUCUCCACGCCUGCCCCGCUGGACACUAUGGACAGAGAGGGAAGGACGUCAACCGCUGCAUGAAGUGCCGCUCUGUGGACUGUGAGCAGUGUUUCAGCCGGGACUUCUGCACCAAGUGUAAGCCUGGCUUUCAGCUGUACAAAGGCAGGUGUCUGACCAGCUGCCCAGAGGGAACGUUCGCCCACCAAACAGACUGCCUGGACUGUGACCUGGCCCCGUUGGGAGAGUGGAGCGAGUGGAGCAUCUGUCUCCGUGAUGGCGCCACCUGUGGCUUCAGGUGGGGCAAGCAGACCAGGACUCGGGGCGGCAGGACACCUGAAGAGAACGCAGCAUCGCUUUGCCCAUCCCACACUGAGACGCAGAGGUGCAGAAUGAAGAAAAAGUGUCCCACAGAAAGAAGACAGAAUAAAAAAGGAGGACUCGGAAGGAAGAGAGAGAGAAAACGACUGCGGCUGCUCACCAGCGACAACGUUGGCAACUCGCCGAACGCAACAGCAGACGCCGCUGGGGAGCACGGAGAUCCCCGAGAUCCCUGAGGACGAGACGGACACGCCCUGACACAAACAGCUCGCCAUGACACCUGACACAUGUUGGAAUAUCAGUUGGCUGAUGUCAGCGGGGGUUUUGUAAUCUUAGACCAAAUCAUUGUUUGUUAAUGUUUCCAAUCAGCCUCCACAGGACUCUAUUACAAAACAUUCACCAGAAUAUUGUUUACUGGAAACUCAAAAUGAAUAAAUAUGUAGAUAUUAUGACUAAGAAAUUCUUACAUUGCAGUGAAUGUGACCUAUGAGUCAAAUUUCCACCAAAGAACUGUUGCAACUUGGUGGUAGCCAGAAAACAACUCUCCCUUCGAGGAUUAAUCCAGCAAUUAUCUGGAGUCAAAAUGAUUUGGUCGUGAGUGUUCGACCACUGACAUGAGAAUUUUAAAGAAUCUACAAAUGUCUGAGAAAAUAGCCCAGGUUCAAAAAUCCUGGAGUUAUCCUUUAAGAGAGAGAAAUAAACAAAUAAGCUGUGGUGUUAAACUCACCUGGUGUCACCUGCAGGUGAUUAAAUGGACAAAAUAACAUGAUUUACACGACGUAUAAUGACAGAUGAUAAUAGGCUUCAUUGUUUGACCAGCAGCUUCCUCUUAUCGUGCAGCUUGGUGAUGUUACCUGCUGCUUCCUCUGAGCCUCUUCCAGAUCGAAGAGGCCACUUUAGAGAGGGGAACUUUGAAAAAGAAAAGGAAAAAAAGGUCAACAAAAAGAACACCAUCACCGUGUUAUCAGUCACUCUAAAUACAGGGGAAACAGUCAGUAAAGUUUACAAAACGACUGAUUUCCUCACUAGAAAAAGGUUUUUUCUCCUCAACUCUGGCCUCUGAAUCAUCUCAUCACUUUUCUGUCAUAUUUGUUAGAAAGAAAAGAAGGAAUGUCCCACAUGAUCAAACUUAUAAGUACAUAGGCGACGCGUUUUUCAUUAUAAAUGUACUGAAUGCAUGAGUGGACGGCUGAGACAAUGUAUGAAUUAAAUGUUUUAUUCGAUAAUUCGCCCGCCUUUUCACCUGCUUGUCUUAUCUGAAAUUGCACAAGUGAAGCUAAAGUGACUGAAGAUGUGGGCGUUCCAGCUUCUGUCAACUGUAUAUUUAUCAAUAUUUCUAUGACGAAAUGGGAUUUUAUUCCACAAAAUGAAUGUAUGUUUCAGUAAAUGUAUAUAUUGAUGCUGCCGCCAUGAUAUACAUUUUGUUUACAUGUUUUUACUGACUGCAAACCUAUAACUAUUUGCAGACUUGUGGAGUUCAGAGUGAGUUUCUUUCUUACAAAUGCUUGAAUUCUUUACUUUGCAUAUAUGUGACAUUAAGAUUGUGACUGCAUUGUGGCUCUGACUGCGGAGACGUCCUUCCUAACAGCACAGCAGUAAAAUAUUUCCUCCUCUGA